Messenger RNA from Mesorhabditis belari, 1062 nucleotides. NCBI's taxonomy places the organism in Eukaryota, Metazoa, Nematoda, Chromadorea, Rhabditida, Rhabditidae. The record is from the annotation of a GenBank genome assembly.
AUGUCUCAAGAUUGGGGCAAUUGGGACGAUCAGCAAGGAUGGAACAAUCAACAAAGCUACCCACAACAUCGAAACACCGGACCCAGCAAUCAACAACAAGACUACUAUAGCCAGCAGACGGCCGGCUACUCAAACGAUCAACAAUCUGGAUACAAUAACGGAUACAGUGGACAACAGUAUGGGGAAUCUAAUAUGUAUUUGCCUCAAGCCGCUCAACAAUUCAUGUCGGAUCCGAUGAUGAACGCAGCUCGACAAAUUGGUGGUCAGUUUGCGGCCGAACAAAAGGAAAAGAUCUCCAAAUAUUUAUCUGGCUUUCAAUUGAAGUACUACUUUGCUGUUGACAAUUCGUAUGUGGCGAAGAAGUUAGGAUUGUUGCUGUUUCCUUUCUUUCACACGGACUGGAGUUUAAAAUAUGGUGGAUCUGAUGAGCCGGUUCCAGCCAAAAACGACGUCAACGCACCGGAUCUUUACAUUCCCGUAAUGUCAUUCCUUACCUAUGUGCUGGUGUCAGGAUUUGUAUUGGGGACACAAGAUCGAUUUACCCCAGAAAUGCUCGGAAUUUUGACGAGUAAUGCUUUUAUUUGGGUGAUCAUCGAGAAUAUCAUUAUUUUUGUUUCAAAGUAUAUUUUGAAUAUUAGCCAAUCACUUUCAUUUUGGCAUUCUCUCGCUUACAGCACAUAUAAAUUCUUCGGGAUGAUCAUUUGUCUAUUGAUGUUCAUGAUUGGGGGAAAAACGAUUUAUUAUUCAACGCUUGCCUACACAUCUAUGGCUCUUGUUUUCUUUUUGUUACGGACGAUCAAGAACUUUGUACUCGACAUUCAUCAUUCAUACAAUUCGGAUGAUGGAAGAAAAAGAAAAUUAAUGCUGGUUCUCUUCAUUGUCAUCUCACAACCACUCAUUAUGUGGUGGCUUACGAGUGGCGUCACAAGUUUUGAAUACGGAAAGUACGAUUUUGCCCGAAUGGCGAUGGACAAGAUGGGCAUCGCUGAGGGUGUAAAAGCUGACGUCCCCAUGACAGUUGAAGGUGAUGUUGAUUAUGAAGCCCUCCUCAAAAUGCCCAAG